Ceutorhynchus assimilis (cabbage seed weevil) is the source of this 2412-nucleotide messenger RNA. The record is from the annotation of a GenBank genome assembly. NCBI's taxonomy places the organism in Eukaryota, Metazoa, Arthropoda, Insecta, Coleoptera, Curculionidae.
AAGAAAAUUGCAACUCAAUUUCAUUUUACAUGCAAACUAAGGAGAUUUGAAGUUUGUUCUCUUCUUACUUUUGAAUUUGAAUGAUAUAGAAAUAUAAAGUUUUUGAAUUUUUUUAAUGCGACAAAAGGUAAUGAGAAAAACCAGCAAGUUUUGCUUUACCUGCACCAUUUCUAUGACACAUUCUGUCAGUUUAUUUUUUAAAUCGAUUCAUCCACCCCAUUUUAUGUUUUAUCGAUAAUAUUUAUAUGGCCGAGUAUCCUGCAAGAAGUUGCGGCCCUUGCCCUUAUACAGCUCAAUUCGCUUCUAACCCUCCGCAAGCCUCAGACUUUCUAGCACAAAAUACCGUACCCCAGCCUCAAAUCCAAUCUAAAGAUCCAAACUGUCGCCUCGAAUACAAAUUGGGAGUGACCCAAAACCUGCUACCUCCCGACCUCAACGCACCUCCAACCAAAUUGAAUUAUGAUUUGCAAAAGCCCACUUAUGCUAAUAGAAAUGAGGCUGUGGCACGACAUAAUGCAGGCGGCAUGCCUCCUUGUUUAGAAGCCAAUCUAAAUAAAUGCUGUUUAGAGAAUAAUCAUAAUGAAAAUAAGCAGAAUAAAGUUGUAAUUGAUUGUGAAUUGUUUAAUAAGGAAGGUACUGUAAAGCCUUUGAAAGGUAUUUUGAAGAAUAGUGAAGGUGCUAACUGUAGCUGUCCCACUUCCAGUGCAGUUCCAGCCUUGAAUAAAAACAUUUCGUAUCCAUCUACACCAGUAGAACAAAUUGAGGAAACCACAAGACCUGCACAACCACAAAAACUUAUCGAGGAAGCUACAAAUAGAGUAUCUUAUCAACCUCAAUUACAAAAACCUAUCGAAGAAACAACAAAUAGAGCCUCCUAUCAACCUCAAGCAGUAGAAAUGCACGCGACAGCUGGUCGUCAAGAUCCUCAAGCCCAAGAAACCCCUCAAACAGAAUCCAGAUUACCAAUAAACGCCACUGAAAAACCUGCCUGCUAUUUGCCUCAACAUGAAGACACCAUAAUGGCGAAACAAAUCGAAAUGGGUCCAGUAGGUCCGUGGGCUACGGGAAAAGCUGACUGGGGCCCUUUGGGUGUUUUAACAGGUACCAGACCUGUGGUAGAUAAAUAUUCCAUAACCAGAUACAGUACGGGCGAAUGGAGGUCGCAUAACAAACAAGUUCUGGAAAAAACCCAAACGGAACAGCACAGAGCUAAUUUGGUCGAUUGGAACGGAAGGCAAUGCCUGGAACAAACCCAAUCAGACGUGGACAAAAACCAAGAAGACAACACGAAACGUUUGGACCAAAGGGAACGGGAAAUAUUGCGUUGGAAAUGCGAACUGGAACGUGCCAUUGCCGCAGCUUCCGAGGAAAUGUCUUUGAUGGAAGAGCAACGGAAACGUCUAAAACAAGCAGCUGCCGUUUUGCAAAUGCCAGAGUCGAUAGCUGGCGAGUGUUUGGAACGCAGGACCGGACGUCUGGAUAGCGAAUUGGUGCGAGACGAAGUCGAGGACGAAUUGAUUAGAGAAGUGGCUCUGUGUUCUGAGAUUAGAGAUAUUUUUUCCAGGACUUUGAAGGAUGUUGAGAUGCAAUUGUUGGAAGAUAAAACUGCUAAACAAAGGCUUGAAUACGAUUGGAGCGACAAAAGAGACGCGCACGAAAUAGAUGCUUUGAAUUGCUCACUAAACACCCGUUCAACAACUUUAUUGUUCAAACCUGGAUCGGUACUAUUUCCCGAUAACCAGUCCACUCCAGAAUAUUGGGAACACUUUACAAAAGAAACUCUUUUAGCUGGAGAAGCUACUCGUCAACGAUCAGUAACUUUACGUGGCACUUUAGAUGCUAUUUUAAUUAACGCUGCAAGAGAUUUGAGAACUCAAGCUGAUCGAGUUGAGCUAGCUUUGAGCAAGAAAAUUGCUUGCACUGAAGAAGUUGUGAGGAGAUUUGAAAACGAACUAAAACAAAUUCUCAGACAAUUGGCUGAUGUAGAAGACCUUAUAAAUACCAUCAGGGCUGCUAUUAGAAGAAUGGAUAUUCCAAUGAAGAAAGCUCAGACUAGAUUAGAUAAUAGGCUUGCGAGGGCGCGCGUUGAAAAUUGCAGAGAUGCUCCACAUUUUGGGUUGAUUGAUGAAGUUAAAUCGAUUGCCGAAAACGUGGCCGCCCUUCAGGGUCAACUAGGGCAGGCUCAGAAAUCUCAGGACGAUAUGAUCACUGUCCGGAGCACAUUGGAAAGGGAAAUUAUGCUUAAAAAGAAGACGUUGGAGAUCGAUCGGGAUCGUAUCAAGAGGAUUAGAUCGCAUUAUCCUUCUUCAACUGCUUUGACUGGAUAUUAAGGUUUGAUUUAAUAUCACAGAAAAUUGUUGGUGAUUGAAACAAAGUCUUUCAUGGAAAUAUACCUACAAUUUUUUAUUUGAA